Astrephomene gubernaculifera is the source of this 454-nucleotide messenger RNA. The record is from the annotation of a GenBank genome assembly. NCBI's taxonomy places the organism in Eukaryota, Viridiplantae, Chlorophyta, Chlorophyceae, Chlamydomonadales, Astrephomenaceae.
CCCCACGCGCCAUGUAGCCGCGCUGGCUGGAACCGGCGGUGGAGACAUGGGCAAGGGUGGAGCUAGCGGCGGCUCCGGGGGCGGUGGCGGUGGCGGUUCGGGCAAGGGUGACAACAACAGCGGCGACAGCGGCAGCAACCCAGGCGACAAGCCGCAGAAGAGCGGGCUGUUCCGGGGGUGGGAGGAGCGUGUCGCUUACGACCCGGAGUUCCCCAUUAAGGUCCUCAUGGAGCAGAUCAUUGGAGUGGGCGCCUGCGUCAUCGGAGACAUGAGCGCAAGGCCCAACUGGGGUCUGAAUGAGCUCGACUUCAUCUUCAGCACGCUCGUGGUGGGAUCCAUCAUGAACUUCACCAUCAUGUUCCUGCUGGCACCCACCGCGGGGGUGGCCGCGUCAGCUGCCAGCACGCCGCUGGUGGCGCGGCUCAUCGGGGACUUCUACCUCAAGGCCUGGGGA